CAGUUGUCUGUGUCAAAUUAAAAGUCCUCUAAAAGAGCGAGUUUUAGGUCUACCGUCUUAACAUGGUUCCUUAAUAACAUUAACUUUCAGCACAAACGGUCUGAUUUUAACAGUGACUAAGAGUACAUGACCUGAAUAAGCGGCACGGGUCUAGGAUAGCAGUCCUCUCUUUGUGUUAGUGACUUGUUUACAUCGAGAAAAGCCUGGCCUGAGCGGGGAGCACCACCUCCUGCACUGAUACAGCCAGCCUGCGAGCGGAUGAAUGUCUGUGAUUUUGCCGCCGACAAAAGGACUCCAUGUCUUUCUUGGACUGUUCCUGCAUAUCCCACUCUCAGGUCCAGCCCAUGGACAUAGAGGAGCGCUAUGAGGACACCAGCCACCAGUUCCUGAGCUGCGACGGUUCUGAGUUCACGCUUCAAGGGCCAGCGGGUGGCGAUGACAUCACAGGGCUGUCAGCGGAGCCGGCGCACUACCAGCUGCUGUCGGAGCUGGGGAGGGGCUUCAAUAACCUGAGCCAGGUGAGCAUGGCGCGCCACACCCCCACCGGCCAGCUGGUGGCGCUCAAACACACCAACCUGGACGAGUGCACGGAGGAGGAGCUGCUGCAGCUCCUGAACGAGGUUCUCCUGUCCCGGUUCUUCCGUCACCCAAACCUGCUGACCUCCCGCCUCGUCUUCAACUCCUGCUGCCAGCUGUGGGUGCUGACGCCGCUCAUGGCCUACGGCUCUGCAGACACCUUACUGAAAACCUACUUCCCAGAUGGAAUGAGUGAAUCCCUGAUAGCCUACCUGCUGUACGGAGUGCUGAAAGCCUUGGAGUAUCUGCAUCGGAUGGGCUACGUUCACCGGUCUGUAGAAAAGCGGAGUAUACUCCGUAAUAAAGCUUCAACCCACUUGUAUCUUAAAGCCUUGUUCCUCUCGGCCAGGGGGGUGAAGGCCAGUCACAUCCUGCUGUCAGGAGAGGGGCAGGUCUACCUCUCAGGACUCCACAGCAUCUACAACAUGAUGCGUGACGGGAAGAGGAUGAGGGCUGUGUUUGACAUGCCGCACCACAGCCCGGCGCUGCUGCCGUGGCUCAGCCCCGAGCUGCUGCGCCAGGACCUGCACGGAUAUGGAGUGAAGUCGGACAUCUACAGUUUGGGCAUCGUAGCGUGCGAGCUGGUGAGCGGCAGGGUGCCUUUCCAGGACAUGCCCCCCACUCAGAUGCUGCUUCAGAAGCUGCGCGGCUCCCACUGCUGCCUGAUGGACGUGGCCCCCUUCCCGCUGGGGGAGCUGGGGGGCCUGAAGGUGUCGCGCUCCGGGGUUGACUCCGGCAUCGGGGAGAGCGUGGCCACGGGGAGCCUGACGCACAGCGCCACCGCCCCUCCCACCGACCGACCUCAGAGCCCCGGACCCAAGAACCACUCGGCCACGCUGCACAGCCUGGUCCAGCUGUGUCUGCAGCAGCAGCCCGAGCGCAGGCCUUCAGCAUGUGAACUUUUGAGCCACGCCUUCUUCAAACAGGUGAAGAGGCAGACCAGAGACUCCUUCCUCAGCCUCACGUACCCGGCAGCGCCCCUCACCAGCCCCGAAGACCCGCCAGUAUCCAGCCCGCCCACCCCGUCCUGCCACGCCCCAAGCUCCCCCGACCCUGCAGACGCUGUGUGGGACUUCUCAUGAUCCAGCCCCCCCCCCCAACCCGCUGCCCCGGUGUCCAACUCAAGACAAUCAAAGAGAAGCAAUGAGGCCAAACUCUACUGUGCUUUCCUUUUAUAUUAUUAUCAGCCCAACUCUCUGAGCCUUUUGCCAGUAGUUUUGUAGUAUUUUGGGGUUGUUUUUUUGUUUGUUUUAUUGUUUUCGGGUCAGGGGUCGAUGACUGUGAAAGUGCCGGAUCAAAGAAGCUGCUCUGAUCCCUUGGUAACUACGGUAACCACGGUGGGCGGUCGGUCGGCAAGCCUUAGAACAAGUCCGAUGACGAGUAAUCACGCACUUCCUCCAACCUAGAAGCAACUACGAGUUAAAGGAAAAGUCCACCUCUAGAAAUGUGUGAGAUACUUCAUCGCCUGCUGCUCUUCUUCUUCUUAAAUGCCACUAACUUUACCUUAAAAACGCACCAAGUACAGGUAACGCUAGCACGGUUACCCAUCACAUUAGAAAGUUACGAAUGGCUGGAUUUUUAAGUUGUUUUUCCUUUAAGUACGAUUAUUGUUCAGACUGUGAAUACAGAGGUACAUAAGAUUUCCUAAACGUGCAUUUAUAUUGAUUGCUGAUGGAGGUUUCGGAAGAAAGCAUGAAAACUCUGUGGAGUCCCUGCUCAGUCAAAUACGGAAGAGUAUCAGGGCCAGGCAGGAGAAAAAUAAAGAUAAUAAUUUAGAGGAGGAAGAUUUUUUUCAUUAUGCACUUCGAGUAAAAAGUCGAAAUGUCGAGGAAAAAAGUUGAAAUGUCGAGAAAAAAGUCGAAAUGUCGGGAUUAAUGUUGAAGUACAAUUUCGAGAAAAAAGUCAAAAUGUUGAGAAAGAAGUCGAAAUGUCGAGAAUAAUGUUGAAGUACAAUUUUGAGAAAAAAGUCGAAAUGUCAAGAUUAAUGUUGAAGUACUAUUUCGAGAAA
Molecule: messenger RNA, 2584 nt
Organism: Cololabis saira (Pacific saury)
Lineage: Eukaryota; Metazoa; Chordata; Actinopteri; Beloniformes; Belonidae
Gene: stradb
Product: STE20 related adaptor beta
Exons: 12
Coding region: 297-1658 (453 amino acids)
Biological process (GO): protein phosphorylation
Molecular function (GO): protein kinase activity; protein serine/threonine kinase activator activity; ATP binding
Source: RefSeq, a predicted model, not a curated record